Penicillium samsonianum is the source of this 567-nucleotide messenger RNA. Its product is annotated as HMG-box domain-containing protein. NCBI's taxonomy places the organism in Eukaryota, Fungi, Ascomycota, Eurotiomycetes, Eurotiales, Aspergillaceae. The record is from RefSeq and is a predicted model, not a curated record. The coding region runs from base 1 to 567 and encodes 188 amino acids. Gene Ontology annotation, biological process: regulation of transcription by RNA polymerase II. Gene Ontology annotation, cellular component: nucleus. Gene Ontology annotation, molecular function: DNA-binding transcription factor activity, RNA polymerase II-specific; RNA polymerase II cis-regulatory region sequence-specific DNA binding. The transcript has a single exon.
AUGACGAACAUUGCAGUCGAGGAUAUGACCAAAUGGGUGCAUCGACCACUUGGGGAUCGUAAGAGGGAGGAAAAGACACAUGGGAAGGUCUUACGACCUAGAAACUGCUUCAUCUUAUAUAAAUCGGCUUAUGCACGGCGCAUCGAAAGUGUUCUACAGAAGAAGGACCACUCGGCUGUCUCUGCUAUUGCGGGGCGGAGCUGGAAUAUGGAGACGCCUGAGGUCCGACAGAGAUAUACAACACUGGCCCAUAUCGAACGCCAGGGUCAUGCUGAAGCGCACCCAGAGUAUAGGUUCUCGCCGCUGAAGCGAAAGCGGUCUCCAGUGGCGAAGGAAAGCUCACCCGAGAUUAAAGUCCCUAGUCCUCCUGUUAGCACCGACCUGGGGCCGCAGCUACAAGAUAUUGUAAGUACGUUGCUCAUCAGUGAGGCUUCCUGGUGGCUGCAAGGUGGGAGCUUCCGUUUUUCAACCACAGAGGAAUUUGGGAUGGACUAUUCAUCGGAUUUGGUUGAGCCACCCAGCACAUAUCCUGGGAUAUGGGGUUCUGAAUUGCUGUUUGAUUCUUGA